GUAGAGAGGUGAAGGUGGUGGCGUAGCCAAAUGUAAGAUAGUGAGAAGACAAGCAAUGCAUCACGGAUAUUGUGUCGUGAAUUUGACAGACUUGACAAUGCACGGAAAAAGCAUCGUACUCUACGUGGCAGCCUCGCCGCGUCUCUUUACCUUCCGUUGCGCGUGUGUGUCUCUCUCUCUUUCUUUUCCAUUCUUCUUCUUCUUCUCCCAACAUCAGUGUUCAGUGUUGUUGCUCUUGUGCUCUCCCUUCUCAUGGGCUCCAUGGAUCCUACCCGAGCUUUUGUCAAGGGUGUCAAGCGUGUUGUCGUCAAGGUUGGAACAGCUGUGGUUACUCGAAGUGAUGGAAGAUUAGCAUUGGGAAGAAUAGGAGCUCUCUGUGAGCAGCUUAAAGAACUAAAUAUGAAGGGGUAUGAGGUUAUAUUGGUGACUUCAGGUGCAGUUGGUCUUGGCCGCCAAAGACUAAGAUAUCGCAGAUUAGCCAAUAGCAGCUUUUCUGAUCUUCAGAAGCCGCAAGGAGAACUUGAUGGCAAAGCAUGUGCAGCUGUUGGGCAGAGUAGUCUCAUGGCCCUAUAUGAUAUCAUGUUUAGCCAGCUUGAUGUGACUUCAUCCCAACUUCUAGUGAAUGAUGGGUUUUUUAGGGAUACAGGUUUCAGAAAACAACUAUCAGAUACUGUGAACUCAUUAUUAGAUUUAAGGGUUAUCCCCGUUUUCAAUGAAAAUGAUGCUGUUAGUACUAGGAAGGCACCAUAUGAGGAUUCUUCUGGAAUAUUCUGGGAUAAUGACAGCUUGGCUGGUCUAUUGGCUCUGGAACUUAAAGCUGACCUCCUUGUUUUAUUGAGUGAUGUUGAGGGCCUUUACAGUGGCCCUCCAACUGAUCCAAAGUCAAAGUUAAUUCACACAUAUGUAAAAGAAAAACAUCAAACAGAAAUUACUUUUGGAGACAAGUCAAGAUUGGGAAGAGGUGGUAUGACUGCCAAAGUUAAUGCUGCUGUUUGCUCUGCCUAUGCUGGCACACCUGUGAUUAUUACUAGUGGCUAUGCAACAAAUAACAUCAUGAGAGUGCUUCAAGGAGAAAAAAUUGGUACUGUCUUUCAUAAAGAUGCUCAUAUGUGGACCAGCAUAAAGGAAGUGAGUGCACAUGAAAUGGCAGUUUCCGCACGUGAUAGUUCUAGAAGACUUCAGAUUCUAAAUUCUGAAGAGAGGAGGCAAAUAUUGCUAGAUAUGGCUGAUGCAUUAGAGAAUAAUGAUAGUAUGAUAAGGCUUGAGAAUGGAGCUGAUGUUGCUGAUGCAGAAGAGGCUGGAUAUGAGAAAUCAUUGAUAUCACGUUUAACCCUGAGACCCGAAAAGAUGUCUAGUCUUGUAAAGUCUGUUCGCAUGCUGGCAGACAUGGAAGAACCCAUUGGUCAGAUGAUAAAGAGAACUGAGCUAGCAGAUGAACUCAUCCUGGAGAAAAUAUCAUGUCCUUUGGGUGUAUUUCUGGUUAUAUUUGAGUCUCGGCCUGAUGCUCUUGUUCAGAUAGCUGCAUUGGCAAUAAGAAGUGGAAAUGGUUUACUGCUUAAAGGAGGAAAGGAAGCCAAACGGUCAAAUGCAGUCCUACACAAGGUCAUUACAUCAGUUAUUCCUGAUAAAGUUGGUAACAAACUUAUCGGGCUUGUAACUUCAAGAGAAGAAAUUCCAGAUCUGCUCAAGCUUGAUGACGUGAUAGAUCUUGUGGUCCCUAGAGGCAGUAGUAAACUUGUUUCUCAAAUCAAGGCUUCAACAAGGAUUCCUGUUCUUGGUCAUGCUGAUGGAAUAUGCCAUGUAUAUGUUGAUAAAACAGCUAAUAUGGAUAUGGCAAAGAAGAUUGUUAGGGAUGCAAAGGUUGAUUAUCCUGCAGCAUGCAAUGCAAUGGAAACCCUUCUUGUACACAAAGAUCUAUCAGAAAAUGGUGGACUUGAAGAACUUGUUGCUGAACUCCAACGUGAAGGUGUUCAACUAUAUGGUGGAUCAAAAGCUAGUGCCUUGUUAAAUAUCACUGAAGCAGACACUUUUCAUCAUGAGUAUAGUUCACUGGCUUGUACAGUUGAAAUUGUAGAUGAUGUAUCUGCUGCCAUUAACCACAUACAUGAACAUGGAAGUUCUCAUACUGAAUGCAUUGUUACAGAAGACUGUGAAGUUGCUAAAACUUUCUUAAGUCAAGUUGACAGUGCUGCUGUAUUCCACAAUGCAAGUACAAGGUUUUGUGAUGGAGCACGCUUUGGGCUUGGUGCAGAGGUUGGAAUAAGCACAAGCAGAAUUCAUGCCCGUGGCCCUGUAGGAGUUGAGGGGUUAUUAUCAAAUAGAUGGAUAUUGAGAGGGACGGGACAAGUGGUAGAUGGCGAUCGAGGGGUCACUUAUACUUACAAGGAACUGCCAAUAAAAGCAUAACUAGAUAGUUAGAGAUUAGUUUAAGCUACUAUGGAUUACUGGUGUUCACCUCAUCAAACCCACAGCUAUUUUCUGUUCUAUUUUCAUAUACAGAAGCUGCUAUGAUGCUGGCACUGUAUAAUCUUAACUAUUCAUUCAUCCCUUUCCAGAUAUAUUUUUUUUCUCAUCUGGAGGGUAUUCAGGGGAAAGAAAAUAACUAUGAAUGACUUUAUUUAGCUAUGUGAAACAGAAUUUCAGUGAAGCAGUGACACAGGAAUAUAUAUAUCGACACAGGCCAUCUGAAGCUAUAUCCUU
Molecule: messenger RNA, 2700 nt
Organism: Lotus japonicus
Lineage: Eukaryota; Viridiplantae; Streptophyta; Magnoliopsida; Fabales; Fabaceae
Product: delta-1-pyrroline-5-carboxylate synthase-like
Exons: 20
Coding region: 253-2406 (717 amino acids)
Cellular component (GO): cytoplasm
Molecular function (GO): glutamate-5-semialdehyde dehydrogenase (NADP+) activity; ATP binding; kinase activity
Source: RefSeq, a predicted model, not a curated record